This is a messenger RNA of Cottoperca gobio, 960 nucleotides long. Its product is annotated as prostaglandin reductase 1-like. Gene Ontology annotation, biological process: prostaglandin metabolic process. Lineage: Eukaryota; Metazoa; Chordata; Actinopteri; Perciformes; Bovichtidae. Gene Ontology annotation, molecular function: 15-oxoprostaglandin 13-reductase [NAD(P)+] activity. The coding region runs from base 180 to 869 and encodes 229 amino acids. The transcript has 5 exons. The record is from RefSeq and is a predicted model, not a curated record.
ACCUUCUCUCCUCCCACGCGUUCAACAACCCGCUGCUGCCGCUUCUGUUCUCAGUGAGUUCACUUCUUCUUCUGCCAUUUCUUUGUGGAUAACGAAAUCUGCUCUGGGCAUAUCAUCGCUUCAACAACUGUUACUUUCUGUGACUACUCCAUCUCUCACAGCUGGCCCAAACAACAAUCAUGGUCCAAGCUAAGACAUGGAGCCUGACCAAGCACUUUGACGGCUUCCCGAAGGACAGCGACCUUGAGCUCAAGGUGGAGGAGCUCCCUCUGAUCAAACUUUCUGAACAACCUCAAAACAACUCUCUUGAACACACAUGUUUUCUGUUUUUGCAAACUUUAAAAGCUCACUGCCACCAUGGACGGAAGUUGGACGAGGCGAGACACUUAAUUGACAGAUGCUUUCUUUCUUCUUCUGUUGUUUUGUUUUUCUGUAGAGUGAUUCAAAGUAAUAACCCAGCAUUUCCUGUGGGAAGCCAUGUUAUUGGUCGUUGUGGCUGGAGAACCCACACAGUCUGUGACGGGACUGACCUCAUUCCCAUCAUGCCUGACUGGCCGCAAGACGAGGCCUUCAACUACAAGACUGUUGGCUCCCUGGAGGAGACACUGAAGAAAGCUUCUCCAGACGGAUAUGACUGCUUCUUUGAAAAUGUGGGAGGUCCUUCCUCAAGUGUUGCCUUGCAACAGAUGAAGAAUUUUGGAAGAAUCGCCGUGUGUGGAGCUAUUUCCACCUACAAUGACACCACGCCUCAAACAGGUGGCAAACUGCAGUGUCGGGAGCACAUCACACAAGGCUUUGAGAAGAUGCCAGCUGCUUUCAUGGGGAUACUGAAGGGAGAAAACGUCGGCAAGGCUAUUGUCGCAAUCUGAUGUGGAUCAAAGAAGAAGAAUCUGUAUUAUUAAUUACUGACGCGUUAUUACAGAAUUCAUACAUGAAGGAUUUAACAAUAAACACUUACAA